This is a messenger RNA of Argiope bruennichi, 3719 nucleotides long. Its product is annotated as scaffold attachment factor B2-like. The transcript is spliced from 14 exons. NCBI's taxonomy places the organism in Eukaryota, Metazoa, Arthropoda, Arachnida, Araneae, Araneidae. The coding region runs from base 140 to 2977 and encodes 945 amino acids. The record is from RefSeq and is a predicted model, not a curated record.
CACUCCGAAACUACACGCAACAUCCACCUUGACGGUGAACUCACGUGAUUCCGUUUUUUAUUCUAUUCGAAUCAUCGAAUUGAAUCUUUUCUUGUCAAUGUAAGAAGUUCAUCUGUUUCAAAGGCGAAGGAUAAAAGAAAUGGUGGACGUUAACCCUGUCUCUGAUGAGAUCGAGGAGUUCCAGGAAAACGAACGACCACCUUCCGAGCAGCUUGUGGAACUUCAUUUAUAUUUGGUGCCUAAAGAAAAAUGGCUGGAAAAGAGAAAAUUAGCCAAAAACCAAGCAGUGGAUCAUACCAUAUCCGUCGGAUUCGUUAGAGUCUUGCCUCAAACUCAUCUGUCAGAUUUGAGAAAAGAAAUCAAUAGACAACUUGGAAUCGAAUCUGUUCCACAGAGCUAUGUGUUUUUGAGGUCAGUUGGACGAAACUUCACACAGGUUAGGCCAAAACAAGAGAUGGAGAUGAAAGUGAAGAAUUACGUCCCUCCAUACGCGCCGGAACCUGAGCUGUAUCUAAAGGAAGGCAAUUAUACCGGCUCCAACACCUGGUCUCAAGGGGAGGACAGCGGCCUUGAAGAGAGCCUAGCCGAUAGUAACAGCCAGCGUUCACACGACAGAGCCACACCUGAAAGUCUAACUGAUGACCAGCUGGUCUUGCCUAAGUUGACCGACUUCUUAGACGUUCCCUCAGGGCCAGACCUCGAUGACCCACGUGGACGGUCCUCUAUGCCUCCCGGUGCGAUGACCAUCUCGAUGUCGGCCGAUGACCUCACGUCAGCCGGUGCCUUCCACAGAUCCGUCCGGAAAGGAGAGAUCCCUCUAAUCCGGCCUAUCCGGGCUGACCACAGAUUCAAUAGCACGGAGGACGUGCGGUUCCGACGCAUCAAAGAGAAGACGGCAGGACUGUCCGGUAUAUACAGGGACAAUGAGACCGUCACUACGGAUGAUUACCGGCCGGCUGCGAGGGGUGGAAGUUGGAACAGAAGACAGAAGCGGGGAGCUUCCAAAGAGAGAGGUGGUACACAGCUUCCAACUUGGGCUGAGACCAGAACGACUCGGCUUCGACGUAGCAAGGCGUUAGGAGAAACAAAUAACAACUCCCAACAACAAAAGCACAAACGAACCCCGUCGAACCGAGCCGAGAAGAAGAGCUCCGUGCACGCAGCUCCCAAGCAUCAACACGUUGAUGCCGAAGAUGAGGCUGAAGAAGCGGAGGAGGAUGACCCUGGAAAGUUCCUGAUGGAGAGGAUCAGAGCCAAUUCCCGGACCCUCAAAGCUCAGGUGUCUGCCUCACACUCCCGUAGGACUGUGGCCGACACGGGGACUGCCAGCAGAGAGAGGCCUUCAAGAGAAAAGAAUGGAAGAGUCCACAACGGUGUCUAUACGAUGCACGCGAGGCGUAACCUGAGGGGCGGCGCCGGGGCGUUCGGAGACGAAGGUGGUGCAGAAGUGGAAACGACGACCAUCAAACUCCUGGACGAGCAUGGCCGAGAGAUAUCUUCGGAAAACGUCGAUGAAAAUCGGAAGGAUGAAUCGAAAAUGGAGGAUCCGGAAAUUGUGCACCAGCAUACUCUGGAUGUCAAUGGAGAAGACGCUAGAAAUGGACAGAAUUCUGAAGCACAUGACAGACUUGAGAAUAUUUCGGAGGGAGGAAGAGAGUCUACGGAUUCCAACAACCAGUCAACUAGGGAAAGCAGAGAAAGGAAUGAUUCGAUCCUUGAAUCGGACAACACUGAAUCAGCAAACAAGCUUACUCCCUCCGAACGUUCCGAAAACGACAGCGAAGAGUAUAACCUGACAAAUGACCUUGAAGAAGGGCGUCUUGUCAACCAAAAUGGGAAACUUACCAUUGAAGUGGAAGUCAAAGAGAUGACAAAUAGCGAAGACAGCGGCGACACACCAGACCCUGUAACAGCCACUAUGGAAUCCAACAUGACUCCAGUUCCUGUAGAAGAUUCUGGAGCGUACGACAGUUACAGAGUUUAUUCGGAGCAAAAUCUUCUGACACCGACAGCUGACCAACCACAGGAGGCUUCAUACAGCAGGAGAUCUAGCAGAGCUGAUAUGUCGAGGAAUGACAUCGCGAGGCUUAACAGAGCUAAGCAGGCCAGAGGUAUAUACUUGAGGCGGAUGGAACACAUAAAUAGUCAGACUAACUUAGCAAGGACUCAGUCAAAUGAUCGUGGACUUGAAAAUAGUAACAGGGCUGCUGGUGGUGGUGGAUCACCACUCAGACGAUAUGGCGGCAAUUCCAGAAGUAUUUCACAAAACAGAAAGAGUGGGAGGUCCAAAUUAGAGAAAUGGAGCACAUCAGCGGCAUCUACUGGAGAUCUCAGAGAAGCAGCAUGGGAUUAUUCCAAUGACAAAGAACGAUUGCUGACAAUCCUGAAUGAGGUCCGAGGCGAGACCCGCAUCCGCCAGAAACAGCGCGAAGAGCUGCUGCGCAAGAUCAAGCAGCUUCAGAGCCGGGCACAUCAAAGGCGCGAACAAGGUGAGACCCACAGCUGUUUACGCAGUUUGCCGAAUUUCGCACGGAGGGCCGAGUCAGCCGCAGUCCGUGAAAUGUGGCGCAAGAGAUACUUGGAGGCGAAAAAAAUCACACCUCGACUGGAGGAGGAAUGUUCCAGACUUCGACAAGAACUGGAGAAACUUCACCGAGAGCUUUUGGCGAAGGUCCAAGCAGGUGUCUGGGCACUCCUCACAAUUUCCGGCAAAACGGAAAGGCCAUCUAACAAGCUGAGCUACAAAAUCAUGAUUGCAAGAUUACUUCAAGAAAUUGAAGAUCUUACACGGAGAGUGGAAGGUACCAGACUGAAAUUGCACACUGAAGUGAAGUUACGUAGUAUGGCUGAAAAAGAUGUUAGAAAUUUGCGGGAAGAGUUACUGAAAAAGAAGAUUCAAGUAACUUUGACAAGAAAUCAGGAACAAGCCGCCAUGGGAAAUGGACUAAGGCAGCAGUACUUCAUAAGCGCUGUUUAAUUAUUCCGCAGGAUUGUUUGCACUUUUGUUUAUGGGAAGACACGCUCUUCAUUUGUGAUAAUUUUGAAAUUGAGAGAAGCCGUCCAACUUGGAAUGAGAUGAUAAAGCUAUUUAAUAUAUUGAUGAACAUUUAAUAUUUUAUCAUGUUUAGUGAUUCUGAUGAAUAUGAGCCCAGACUUACCAUCUCAAUUUGUUGAUGCAUUAAUCUAUGGACAUUUAUUUCGAUGACCAAUAAGUUUAUUAUUGGUAAAAACUUUUGCUUGAAGCUUUAAGUACAUUUUUGUAGAGUUUAACUAGUCAAUCCGUCCAAUCUAACAAUCUACCUUAAACCGUCCAAAAUUAUUAUGUAUUGCAUUAUCUUCUAAUUUCUUUAUUGAGAGAACAGAAAAUAUAUUGAAUAUAUAUGUGUAUAAGCGUCCUAUUUACCGUCCACUAUCGAUGUUAUUAGUAUUCAGAGUCUCCAGAUAUUUAUAUGAAUAUAUUAUUUUAAAUUUAUAUGUAACUAGUAGAUAACGUCCAUUUAUCUGUCACAUGUGAGAUUUAGCCAAUUCCAUGUACAUUAUUCAAUCUUCAAUCUUUUUUUGAAGAGAAUUUAAAUUAUUUUAUUAUAUGUUUGACAAAUUAUUGAGUGCAAUCAUUUGUGAUUUUUAAAAUUAUGCAUGAAAAUUAGUUGUAGAUUUGUAUUCUACAACUAAUAACAUACAUUAAUUUAUUUCUUCAAAACAUGAGAGAAAUUCUUUAU